UCAGACGGCCCGAGACAGUCGAAAAAAUAAAAGAUGCUGACUUCUUCGCUUUUCGGUGGUCUUCGGGCGGCGCGCGCCUCUGUGGUAAUCACCCGCAACUUGGCGGCAGCCCAGAAGGCUUCAGACCCCAUCCAGCAGUUGUUCCUUGACAAAAUCAGGGAAUACAAACAGAAGAGCGCUGGUGGAAAACUGGUAGAUCCCAGCCCAGCCAUCGAGAAGGAACUGAAGACCGAACUGGAAAAGCUGGAGAAGCAGUAUGGUGGCGGCUCCGGAGUGGACAUGACCAAGUUCCCCGACUUCAAGUUCGAGGAGCCCAAGCUGGACCCCAUCGAUGAACAGGCAGCGGCCAAGAAGUGAACCAGUUAAUCAGUAGACAAUAUAGUUAUUUAAUAAACGGUGGAAUGUGAGUCUGCAUGCGGCAAUAGUACAGGAAAUCAAUGUGUUACUGUCAAUAAAAUCUGUGCAGGUUGUUA
Molecule: messenger RNA, 473 nt
Organism: Cydia amplana
Lineage: Eukaryota; Metazoa; Arthropoda; Insecta; Lepidoptera; Tortricidae
Gene: ATPsynCF6
Product: ATP synthase-coupling factor 6, mitochondrial
Exons: 3
Coding region: 34-357 (107 amino acids)
Biological process (GO): proton motive force-driven ATP synthesis
Molecular function (GO): proton transmembrane transporter activity
Source: RefSeq, a predicted model, not a curated record